AUGGUCCAAGAAGCUGAACGAGGUGUUCAAGUAAUUCAAGAAAGGAUACUAACUGCUCAAAGUCAUCAGAUAUCUUACGUUGAUAACAACCAGAAACCCUUAGAAUUUGAAGUCAGCGAUUAUGUGUUUUUGAAAGUUUUGUCUACAUACAUCAGACACUUUGAGGUACUGAGGCACAUUAGCAUAAUUGCUUAUCAUUUGGUGUUACUGCCUAACUUGUCCAAUGUUCAUCCAGUUUUUCAUGUGUUCAUACUUAAGAAGUAUGUUCUUGAUCCUUUGCAUGUGAUACGAUAUGAUGAAGUCCAGUUACAAGACGAGCUUAGUUAUAAGGAGCAACCCCUAGUUAUAUUGGAUCGGCAAGUAAAACAGCUUUGCUCCAAAGAUAUUGUCAUAAUGAAACUAUUGUGGCAAAGCCAUUCAAUUGAAGAAGCCACAUGGGAACUCAAGAAAAAAAUGUAA
Messenger RNA from Theobroma umbraticum, 459 nucleotides. RefSeq lists its product as uncharacterized. NCBI's taxonomy places the organism in Eukaryota, Viridiplantae, Streptophyta, Magnoliopsida, Malvales, Malvaceae. The record is from RefSeq and is a predicted model, not a curated record.